AUGGAAGGCUCCGAGGAGCUGGAGAGCAGCCUCCUGGCACAGCCCUGGGCCUCUGUUCGCUUUGGCGAGUGUGCUUUCAUCGCCAAGGCUUGCUUCRGGGACACGGGCUACGUGCUGCUCAUCUCCGACCUCAGCAGCGUCUGGCACGAGCGUGCGGACACGCAGGCCGUGGCGCAGAGGUCCAAGGAGCUGAACAAGCGGCUGACGGCGCACGCGUCCUCCUUCCUGCAGCGCCUGGGCAGCCUCGUGUGCCCCUUGCUGGCGGGGCGCCCGGACGCCGCCACCGCCUUCUCUUGCCACCACGCACCUGGCAGGCUCAGCGUCCGUGUGAAGAGCGAGCUCUCCGGACUGCCCUUCUACUGGGACUUCCACUGCUCCUCUGCGCCCGUGGAGAUGGUCUCCCAGCACCUGGUGCGGCCCCUGAUGCGGAUGAGCCUGGCGCUGCACUCCCAGCUGCAGGAGCUCAUGGCCCUGCUGCUCCAGAAGGACGCCGAGAUUGACGACUACAGGGAGAGCGGGGCUGCUCUGAGCAGAGACCGACUACGGACAGAGCCCUUCCAGGAGGAGACUUUCCUGCAGAACUUCAUGGCCAAGAGCCUGCCCCACAUCUGUGCAGCGGGAGACGGGCAGGCGUUCGCCUCCAGCCUGCGGCAGCUCUACGUGGCCGUGACGCAGCACGAGGCGCAGCAGGCCCGGAAACGGCACCUUUCCGAGGAUGAUGAGACCCCAGCAGGUGAUGGAGAAACCCCGGAGCAGCCAGACCUGCCACCUCAGACCCAGGAGGAUGRAAAAGCCCCUUCCAGCGAGGCAGCCACGCCAACCUCCUCCCCAACUCAGAAGCUCCGGGUGCCUGUGGCCAAGGCCAAGCAGAAGAAGGCGAAGGGACUGUUCAGCUGAAAGGUYGCUGCCACCCGCCUGGAGCGUCCCUGCCCCUCUGGCAUCCGAGGGAGGCUGUGCAGAGCACCCACGUCCUCUGUCUUGUGCCUCCUCUCCUGCAUCUCUCCGUCCAUGGCAAUCUCCUCUCCCCAGCUGCAGCAAAGAGCUGUACCAAGGACAUGGGGUGUCUCUGCCGCUCUCCAGUUUCUCAGGGAUCUCUUUUUUGCCUCUUUCCUGCUACGGAGCUUGUCUCAUGCCCAUCCUGUCCUACGGGGGAGCCAAUGCUGGACCU
Messenger RNA from Nothoprocta perdicaria, 1168 nucleotides. RefSeq names its product non-homologous end joining factor 1 (gene NHEJ1). The record is from RefSeq and is a predicted model, not a curated record. The coding region runs from base 1 to 897 and encodes 298 amino acids. Gene Ontology annotation, molecular function: DNA end binding. Lineage: Eukaryota; Metazoa; Chordata; Aves; Tinamiformes; Tinamidae. The transcript is spliced from 7 exons. Gene Ontology annotation, biological process: double-strand break repair via nonhomologous end joining. Gene Ontology annotation, cellular component: DNA ligase IV complex; nucleus.